This is a messenger RNA of Oncorhynchus nerka (sockeye salmon), 4157 nucleotides long. Its product is annotated as zinc finger protein PLAGL2-like. Gene Ontology annotation, biological process: regulation of transcription by RNA polymerase II. Gene Ontology annotation, cellular component: PcG protein complex; chromatin; transcription regulator complex. The coding region runs from base 615 to 1886 and encodes 423 amino acids. Gene Ontology annotation, molecular function: DNA-binding transcription factor activity, RNA polymerase II-specific; RNA polymerase II cis-regulatory region sequence-specific DNA binding. The record is from RefSeq and is a predicted model, not a curated record. The transcript is spliced from 2 exons. Lineage: Eukaryota; Metazoa; Chordata; Actinopteri; Salmoniformes; Salmonidae.
CACGCGCUCUGAAACUCCAGCGCUGCACUGGAAAAUCCAGGCCCUGAAAAUAAUAAAAUAGUUUUACAAAAUAUCUCAGAGAAAAGGAACAAGAACCGAUUCCCGAAAGUUUUAAAGGGCUGUAAUCAUGAAGAACUGCCAUUCACAUUCAACCCCUUCUCUGGCUGGUGUGGCUGGAUGAGACCGGGAGAAGAACCACACAACUUACCCAAGAAUUACCCUCUGGAGAGACACACACACACACACAUACAACUCACACAAGCUCAGAUAGGUUCAUACACAUCCAGUCCGAGCUUUAACGGCUGAGUGUUUGACUCCUCUCCUUUCAUCGCCCAGGCCCUAUUGGGUUGCUAUGGCAGCUGCUGCUGCAGAACCACCCCAUCUGAUAGAAGCUUGUACUGGAAAGGGAGACAGGCGGACAGACCGUCGCCUGGAGAGAGUACGAAACACUCCACUAACAGCAUUCAGCAGCACUCAACACCCCACUCUCCAUUAAGGGUGGAGCCAAGGUUGUCAAGUUUGAAGGUCCUCUCUUAAAAUACCCCAUGAGUCUGCUCAGGCUUAUGCUCCGUUGCCCUCUGCAGAAGACCCAGCGCUGUUCCCUCUGCUAGAAGAUGUUCCAACAGAAGGAGCACCUGAAAAGCCACCUGCAGGCCCAUGACGCCAACAGGCAGGUGUUCCAAUGCCAGGAGUGUGGCAAACAGUACAGCACUCAGCUGGGUUACCGGCGCCACCUUCUGGCCACUCACACCCCCACCUCCCUCUCUGGUGAGCUCCAUUUCCAGGAGGGAGAGCCCACCCUGCUGGAGCAGCUAGGGAGCCACACCGACAGGCCUCAGCCACUGGGGGGUGCCACCGACGCCAUCAGGGAGAGGAAGUAUUCGUGCGAGCGUUGCGACCGACGCUUCUACACCCGCAAGGAUGUGCGGCGCCACGCUGUGGUGCACACGGGCCGCCGGGACUUCCUGUGCCCGCGCUGUGCCCAGCGCUUUGGCCGCAGGGACCAUCUGACACGCCACCUGAAGAAGAGCCACGUCCAAGAGGCCACACCCACCACCCCCACAGCCACACCUGCCCCCACCACACCUGGCCCCGUAAAGGAGGAGCAGAGUCCUGUGUCAUGUGGCAUGGGGCCCCCCUCAAAGGAGCCCAUAGAGACCUUCCCCAUGGACAUGUACAGCAGCUACCCCCUGCAGACCAUGUCCAAUCCAGGCAUGGGCCACCACCACCAUUCCCUCAUGCAGGUUUCCCUGUCCACGGCCAUGGGGGUGGGCCGCCACAUGCCGGACCCCGCUCCCCAUCCCCACCACCACCUUCCCCAGCCCCAGCAGCAACAGCAGCCUUAUGGCCACAUGCCCAGGUACCAGCAUGGAUCUACCUCAUAUCCCCACCCUGACACGGAGAGCUUUCUCAUGGACCUGCAGAGUGGGCUGCCUCCACACCUGACCGCAGCCUCCUCCUCCUCUCCUCAGAGGGAGGUGCUCUCAGAAGCCCAGGGUGGGCCAGGGGCCGGGGACCCCCACAUUCUGUCCAGGAGCCCCGCUCUCUCCUCGGCCGAGUUGUCAUGCGCUGCUAACAUGGACCUGGGUCCUCUCCUGGGCUUCCUGCCGUUUGGCUUGCCUCCCUACAGUGCUCAUAUGAGUAUGGGAGGUCUGGUGAUUGGCUACCCCUCUAGCUCCACCUCCACUGAGCCGCCCUCCUCCUCCAGUCCCCUGCCUUCUCAGGCCCCAGCAGGCCUUACCUUCCUGCAGCCUCCACAACCGCACACACCCCAGGGUCCCGGAACCCACAACCACAACAACAACCAGCUACCUCAGGGGUUCAGCAACCCUGGAAUGAGCACUUCCACCUCCCUACCUCGCUACUACCAGGCCUUUCAACAGUGAGCAGCCUGAUACCAUGUGACCCACGUGAUCUAACACCAGGCCAAGGGACAACGUGGCACCGUCAUUGGAUUCCACCUUUUCAACAAGUCAGUUUGUCUGCCUCAGUCAACUGUUCCAGACAGCAGGUGUCCACAUACUUUUCAUCGUGUGGUGUAUAUGCUUUCAAUCUGCUUGCAUUUAAAAAAAUAUUUAAAAAAUACAUACAUUUUCAGUCUUUAAAACGAUGCUCAUUAAGCUUUCGGUGGCAAUAAUUUCCAUUAUGACGUUGAACACAAUGAACCACCUCAUCAGUAUUACCUCAUCCGAUUAAAAUAAACUUGAGCAGAAGGAGAAUAGGGGGAGUGUCUUUUAGCAACCCAAAUGUUGUUUUACUGAAACCUGUUAGAAAUAGGCCAAGUGGUUGCACUUUGGAAAGAUCGCGUCAGGUCUAUACAAUGUGGACAUAAGUGCUACAUGACACCUGCCACUCAUCUUGAUUUUUUUUUUUCAACAAUGUGAUUUACUUUGAUGACAAUUGUUAUGCUAGAUAUAUAACAUCAGUUUGCAUAACAUUGUACUUUUGUGUCAUCAUGUAAUGCUUAUUUAUACAAAAACUAGACACGUUUAAUUUUUAAGUUACUUUAAAGAAGUUUCCUCUACCCAGUACCCCAUUCCACUUAUUUGGUCUGUUCCAGACAGUUUUAGCACACUGGUUCAAGUAAUCAAGGGCUUGAUUAUUAUUAUGAACUGGGUGGUUUGAGCCCUAAAUGCUGAUUGGCUGAAAGCCGUGGUAUAUCAGACCGUAUUCCACGGGUAUGACACAUUUAUUUACUGUUCUAAUUACAUCGGUAACCAGUUUAUAAUAGCAUUAAGGCACCUCGGGUUUGUGGUAAAUGGCUGAUAUACCAUAGCUAAUGGCUGUAUCCAAGCACUCCUUAUUAAGUCGUGUAUAAGAUCAGCCUUGAACCGUGGUAUAUUGGCCAUAUACCACACCUCCCCAGGCCUUAUUGUUUAAGUUGACGUUUUAAAUCAGCUGUGCGUGUUCUGGUAUAGACCAAAUAAGUGGAAUUGCAGGGGGUACUCGAGAGGUUUGGCAAACACCUCUUUAGAGAGUUUUACUGAAAUGGGUUUCAUAUUACUGCAUAUCAUUGACUGUAUCCUGUAUUCAGUGAAAUGUCGCACCGAUGUCUUAAAAAAUGCUACUGUUGUGCCUCUUGGAUGCCUACUCUCGACUGUGUUAAAGCACUUAUGACAUUAUGAAAGGAGAGAAUUGAUGUCUUAAAAAAUGUUUUGUUCCUUUUACCUCAACAACAUGCUCUCCUAGAUGAACAGCUAAACAGAAUGAUGUCCUGUGGGGUUAGGGUAGGUCUAUAUCUUUCCAAUUUACUUUGGCUCUGAGUUGUGCCAUUAGAUCUAAAGUGAAAAUGUAGGUUUUAUGAAUCUAGUUGCUUUUUGUUGUUGUUGAUACAACAUACAGUGAUAUUAAUUGACCCAUAUUCUUUCUACCUCUAUACUAUUAUAGUAUAUGUUUUUUUUUCUGCCAUAUUCUGUCACCGGUGUAAUCUAAAAAUAUAACAAGGAGUGUAACAAGCAGUACAGAAAAUGUUGUAUAACAUCUCCUUGAACAUUCUCUUUUACCAGUUCUCAUGUAUUAUAUCCUAUCCUGAUAUGUAGAUCUCUAUUCCACACCCAUGUUUAUUUUAUACUUGUUUGCCGCAUUCCAGACUGACUACAUUGCAGAUGCCUGCCAGAUCUCACAACACCUGGAUAGGUGUUUUAAGAUAUCUGCCAACCACAUCAUAUGAUAUAGCAAUCUGAUGCCCGGCUGUACAGUCGAUGACGUAACAUGCCACCAUUGGUUGAUGCAAUGCACCUGUCUGCAAUGUAGUCGACCCGGAACGUGACCGUUGACUACCUCAGAAAAGAGCAACUUGUUACUCUUCAUAUUAUUGUGUAGAGUUUAUUUUUUGUCAGUUCAACGAACGCACACUUUAGUACUAGAUUUGUUUUGAGGUUAGCUUAGCAUAUUGACGGAAGGAUGUUAGCACAAUAAUUAAGUUCCCAUUAUAUUAUGUUAAAUGGUGAUUUUGUUGUAUUGAAUUGCGGUGUUGCCUGCAGUAAAAUGAGCUACUAUUUAGGCAAACAUCCCCGUUAGCUCUUAGGACUACCCUCUUGCUGUUAGUACCAUCACCCUGUAGAAGAAGUUACAAAAUAAGAAUUGCUCUUAUCAUAUUAUCUUUGAAGCAUUUUCUUAUUGUCAGAAUGUGAACAUUAAAGUACCACAUAGAUUGA